Messenger RNA from Paraglomus brasilianum, 828 nucleotides. Lineage: Eukaryota; Fungi; Glomeromycota; Glomeromycetes; Paraglomerales; Paraglomeraceae. The record is from the annotation of a GenBank genome assembly.
AUGUUUCGCUUUGUCAUUUGUAGGAAACAUGAUUAUGAGAAUUAUCUUAUAUCAGCAUUCUAUCCCAAAGAAGCCAGGCCCGCUCAUGUCGCCGUACGAGCAUUCAAUUUAGAAAUUGCUAUGGUGAGAGAGAAUGUGAGUAAUCCUCAUAUUGGGAGCAUGAGAAUGCAGUUCUGGCGGGAGACCAUCGAUGGUGUAUUCAAGGGUAAUCCGCCAAGACACCCAAUUGCUUUGAUUCUUAGCGACGUUCUGAAGCGUUCCCGACUGUCACCCCUGUUUUUCAAGAGAGUCAUUGACGAAAGAGCCUUGCACCUAAGUGAUCUUCCGUGUAUGACAAUCAAAGACCUUGAAUCAUAUGGUGAAAACACAUCGUCUUGUUUAUUAUAUUUACAUCUAGAAUCCUUGGGAAUACGCGACUUACAAGCGGAUCAUGCCGCUAGCCACAUUGGAAAAGCGAUUGGUAUUGCGUCAGUAUUAAGAGCGUUUCCUUAUUUGGCAUCUAAACGGAGAAUGAUGGUCCCAGUAGACGUCUUGGCAAAGUAUAACAUUAGUCAAGAAGAAGUUUUUCGAUCAGGAAGAGUUGAAGGCCUUGCCGAUGCAAUCUUUGAAGUUGCUACUACAGCACAUGAUCAUUUGAUUACGGCAAGAUCAUUCCUACCUCGAGUUCCAAAACAAGCUAUUUCCGUUUUGCUCCCUGCAGUUUCAUGUGAAUCUUAUUUAAAGAGGUUAGAAAAAUAUAAUUUUGAUGUAUUUGAACCAAAAUUGAGCAUACAAGAUUGGAAGUUACCAUUCACGCUGUGGAUAAGUCAUCGUAAGCAGAGAUAUUAA